AUGCUGAACUGCGGGCCUCGCUUGCUCCACCGUAGGCUGGCUGCCCUCUGGGCUCCCCAAGCACCUUCUCCGAAAUCUACAUCUCCCCAGCCAGCCCCCCAAGCUGCUGCAAAGGACCCCACCCCUGCCCAUCUCUCCCUGGACUUGGACGAUGGGAAGGUAUUCCACCUGAAGAGCAACUGGGAGCUCACUCGGGGGCUGCUGGUGUUCCGGCUCUGCUCCUCCCCAUGGCUGGUUCGGAAAGCGCCCACGGUCCUUUCCGUCUCCCGGCGAGUUCUGGGCCACCGACUCUGGACUUCUGUGCUCCGUCUUACGCUGUACGGUCAGUUUGUUGCUGGCGAAACCCACACAGAGGUCAAGGAAACACUGCUACGGCUCCAGAACUUGGGGAUCCGUCCUCUCCUUGCCGUCCCCAUAGAGGAAGAUGUGGGGCAGGCAAAGGAAGGAGAAGACUGGUAUGACAAGAAUGCCCAAUCUAUGCUUACCUGCCUGGAUCUGUCUGCGGUUGGUGCCGUCAAUCCCAUGAUGCAACUGAAGGUGACGGCACUGAUGGCAGCUGCGCUCUGCAAGACCAUCGCCCUGCGUUUGCAAGAGCAGGAGACGAAGUCGGACAUGAGCAUCGAGAGAGUGGUGGCUGUCAUGAAAGGGGAGGAGCUGAACUUUGGCUGCCUGACCCAGGAAGAGAACCACCAUUUCAAGAAAUCGUUGAGGCGACUCAAUUCUGUAGCGCAGUAUGCUGUGGAAAAAGGAGUUCGUGUCCUGGUGGACGCAGAAUACACCUACAUUAACCCCGCCCUGACGCUUGUCACCAUGGCAAUGAUGGCUGUCUGGAACACCCAAAAGCCAUGGAUCUGGAACACAUACCAGGCAUAUCUCAAGGACACCCUGGAGCGGUUGAAACAGGACGUCGUCCUCACCGAGCGCUUGGGUGUCUGUUUUGGGGUGAAGUUGGUCCGGGGGGCUUACCUGGAGAAGGAGCGGAAACUGGCAAAGGAAAAAGGAUACCCUGAUCCUGUGCAGCCCAGUUGGGAGGCUACCAACAAAAGUUACCAGCGCUGUUUGGAUUUUGGUUUGGAUCAAGUGUCUCGAGCCAGGGGAAGGUUUGAGGUGAUCGUGGCCACACACAAUGAAGCGUCCGUGAUACACACUGUUCAAAGGAUGGCAGAGAUGGGCAUCGACAAGGGUGCUGGACCGGUCAGCUUUGGGCAGCUGCUGGGCAUGUGUGAUCAGGUUUCCUUGGCGCUAGGCCAGGCUGGUUAUGCCAUCUACAAAUCCAUCCCUUUCGGCUCUGUGGAAGAAGUGAUCCCCUACUUAAUCCGCCGUGCUCAUGAGAACCAAAGCGUCUUACUUGGGAUCCGGAAGGAGCGAGAUCUGCUGCAAUUGGAGCUUCGGAAACGGGUUCUGAGGCGGCCAUGAGGGAAUCUAAAUAUCCCAAAGAACUACCCCACCUCCCAAUGCUUAUUCAUGGAACCAGGGCCCUACAUUGCAACAUCUCCAUAUCACUUCCC
Messenger RNA from Lacerta agilis (Sand lizard), 1508 nucleotides. It is a transcript of the gene PRODH2, whose product is annotated as proline dehydrogenase 2. The transcript has 10 exons. The record is from RefSeq and is a predicted model, not a curated record. Lineage: Eukaryota; Metazoa; Chordata; Lepidosauria; Squamata; Lacertidae. Bases 1 to 1416 code for a protein of 471 amino acids. Gene Ontology annotation, cellular component: mitochondrion. Gene Ontology annotation, molecular function: proline dehydrogenase activity; FAD binding.